Molecule: messenger RNA, 1480 nt
Organism: Monopterus albus (swamp eel)
Lineage: Eukaryota; Metazoa; Chordata; Actinopteri; Synbranchiformes; Synbranchidae
Exons: 4
Coding region: 802-1410 (202 amino acids)
Source: RefSeq, a predicted model, not a curated record
AAAUAUGUUUAAUUUCAUGUAUCACAAUAAGUAACUCAUAAAUUAAGUUAAGGUUAAGUGACUGUCUUGAUGCAGUGUUAGGUCAGGUCAAUUUAAAAAUUAAUUUUUAAAGAUUAAUAUUUGUUAGUUAUAUAUCAGUGGGCAGGCAGGUGAUGACGGAGGGAGGAAAGAAAGCUGCAGCAUCUCCUGGGAAACUAGUUUGAGAAAGGCAGGUUUUGUCGAUUUGAAGGAAUUUACAUGGCCUGGGAGUAGUGAGCAGGGGCAGAGAGGAACUGAGGAGCAGACUGUGUUAAUAGCAGCAUGACAAUUUGUGCCUAUAAAAUAUGUUAUUAGUUGUUAAUUACUUAACUAUUUACCAUAUCUUGAAUGUGUUUUUCAGCUGCUAAUAUAAGUACAGAGAUGCUGUCCAGCCUCUCUAAGGAGGAUUUGCGAGAUCUCUUUCCGCGGCCUGAGCACUUCCUCAGAAGGUGAACCAUUUGGAGGCUUACUCAUGAGCAAAAUGAGCAGGGUCAAGAAUCAGACCCGUGCAGACCUGGCACCUGCUCUGAGACCUGUGAUUUCAACUCCAGCCCCCUCUCCUCUCAACCCACACACCACUCUCCAUCUCCUGACCCUUCUCCCAACGUAAGAGACCAACAUAGGACCGUACAGCUUGUCAGUCCACAGUAUGUCAUAUACACAGACACGGAGUUGGAGCAAUCAAGAAGCACCUUUUUUGAAAAACAGCGUGCUGGACAAGAAGGAGAGCAUAUCCUUUUCAAAGAUCUUCGCUGUCGAUUAAUCAGAAAUACAGUAACAAGCAUGAUUUCGAUUAAGAGAGCAGCAGGGGAUGGCUUCCAGUACCCAUGCACCCGUGAACUCAUAGUAAUGGCGAAGCGUCUCAUAGAGUACUACCCAAUGCUGCGGGACAAAUCUGCAGCCAGUGGAGCUGAGUGGGAACCUGUGAAGAAGCAGCUUUUGAAAAGGCUUCAGAAUGUGACAACCCCCAAAAAGAAACAGGGAGCGACCCCUUCAAGAAAAAGGCCACGAAGCCUUAGUUUUCAGAGCAGCCAGGAGACGUCUACUGAUGAGACUGAUGAGUCCACUUCCUCAACUUUGAUCUUGGGGAGAUCAUCACAUUCUAGAUGCAGUACCUCAGAGGCUGAAGAGUUGGAUGGAACUACAUCAGGAACUACUGAGAGCCUACAGAAUCAGGCCAGACAUUAUAAAACUCUACAGGAGAUGUACAAGACCAAGGCCAGGCCCAACAAGAAGGAUGUUUCCCAGCUCAUGGACCUUGAAUUCCAAGCAAGACGGGCCUUCAUUGACUCUGAUGCCAUUAAGGAGCAGGACCGGCCUUCCAAGAUACUUCAAGCUUAUCCCUGCUUCAGAGAACUAGAUCAUGUAAGAAAAUGUAUUGAUUUUAAGUAGGCCUAUGCCUAGUUAGUACCCGAUUGAAUAUCAAAUGGGAUAUGGUGUGGGAAUAUGGAAUCAGAUGGGU